Klebsormidium nitens is the source of this 2049-nucleotide messenger RNA. The record is from the annotation of a GenBank genome assembly. NCBI's taxonomy places the organism in Eukaryota, Viridiplantae, Streptophyta, Klebsormidiophyceae, Klebsormidiales, Klebsormidiaceae.
AUGGCACCCUGCAGUGAGCUUACCAAAAAGGGGCUCCCAUGCCCGCUCCAAGCGCUUGCAGGCAAGAGCUUGUGCCACAUCCACCACAAGUCUGCAGAGCUUGAGGAGACCCGCAGGAAGGAGGAGGCAGAACGAGCGGCUCGUGGCGUAAAGCUCUGCAUCGGAGGCGGUGAGCAAAAGUGCUCUGACAAGGCGGAGCUCCCCCUGGACUUUGAUAAGUCUACAUGCGAUGCAUGCAUCAAGAAGAUCAGGGAGCGCUCCCUGGCCAACAAGGCAGAGCGGGACGCAGCCACCGCAGAGAGGAACAAGGCCAAGGCCAAGAAGGGCGUCAAGGAGUGCAUCGCUUGCCACCAGGAGCGGCCUGAUGCUGACUUUGUGGCUGAGCGACGUGCAAAAGGAGGCGGAGAGCCAGUCUCCGACCGGUGCAAGUCGUGCCGGGAGCGGGCCAAGGAGGUGAAGGCGGUUGCGGUUGCAGGAUCGCAGAAGCGCGAGCAGGAGCAGGCUCGCCGCCGGGAGGAGGCCAAGAAGGCUGAGGCGGCCGGGAAGCGGACCUGCAGCCGGCAUGGCAGCGUGACCCGCGGUUGCUGGGUGGUGCUCCCUGACGGCUACGAAGGCACCACCUGCCAACCCUGCAUCAAGCUGCGCGAGGAGUACAGGGCGUACAAGCAGGCGCAGCGUGAGCGGGAGAGGGAGCCAGAGAAACCUGAGGAUGAGAGUGCGGGAGAGGAGGAGACGGUGCACAACUCCGAGGAGGCUGAGGACGGGGAGAUCGUGGACGAGGAAGAGGCCGCACCGGCCGCAAGAAAGCCCGGCACGUGCCUGGCUAUCGUGCGGUCGUCCGGAAAACCCUGCCUCAACAAGGCUGCUGACAACUCCCAGUACUGCAAGAAGCACGAGCUGGACGGGGAGCUGGCUGCCAUCACCGAACGCGGUGGGCGGGUGUGUGCGAACGUGUACCGUGGCAAGGAUCGCUGCCAGAAGGAGCUGCCCCCCGACUGCAAGUUCAGGACGUGCGAGCCCUGCCGGAACGCGGCAAAGGAGUCGGACGACAAGCUCAUUGCUGCAAAGAGGGAGAAGGCUGCUGCGGAGAUCGCCGCUCUGCGGGAGCUGGGAGUUACCAAGAAGAUGUGCAUGAACCCAAAGUGCUGCGGCAUCAAGGACCCCUCCGACUUCGCCUUUGAGGAGACCAGCAAGCGGGCGGGGUGGUGCAGCGAGUGCCGCAAGAAGCGCCAGACUUACGUGGCCAAACUUCCCGGGGGAAAGAGGACGAGGACGGAGGCGGACAUGGAGCGCGCGCGAGUACGAGAAGACCCCGGCCAGGAAGGCGUCCAAGCUGGCCCGCAAGGAGGCGAACCCGGAGAGGGGGCAGCCGAUCAGGCGCGUCACAGGAACCGCGUGCGCGUCAUCAGCUUUGAAGGAGAAGAAGAGCCGGAGAGCAAGACCGCAGAGGAGCUGAUCAAGGAGAUGGACUCGUGCUGCUUCUUCUGCGGGGAUGAGCACUCGGACCAGAAGCCACUUGGAGUGCACCGGCUGGAUCUGUCGCUGGGGUGGACGGCAGACAACUGCGUGCCGACCUGCACCAACUGCUGGGAGAUGAAGAAGAAAGUGGACGCGCGGACUUUCGUUGAGAGAUGCGUCUACAUCCAGGAGGUCAAGGAGGGAGGGGUCCGAUCUGACUUCCCGUCUGAACUGUUCGGAAACCACCACCGGGCAGGACAGUUUGCAGUGUACAAACUGGUUGCAAAAGAGCCCGGACGUCCCUUCGAGCUCUCUGCUGACCAAUUCAAAGACAUCGUCCGACAGCCGUGCUACAUCUGCGGGAAGAAGAACAUUGAGGGUGUGCAUACCAAUGGGGUUGACAGGGUCGACAACAAGCAGGGUUACUCUCCUCUCAACACCAGGGCAGCUUGCGGAGACUGCAACUACAUGAAAUCUCACCUGCAGCUCGAGGUGUUCUACAAACAAGUCAGCAAGAUAGCGAGCAGGGCGCAAAUUACGCUCGCAUAUAUCCCGGAGAACACAGUUCGGAGCACCUUUGUUUGCGGCUGA